AUGCCCUCUGCCCCUGCAGAUUCACAUGAAUCCUCUGGCGUUAUCAAGUUCACCAACUGCUUGCUGGUUAGAGGCAAUGCUCUCGUCGAUGAAGACCUUUGGGUCAGCUCUACGAGCGGGAAGAUCAUAAAUGGGCAAGAGCUGCUCUACGAACAUCGAACUGCACCAGACGAGAUUGUCGACCUGGGUGGCCGUAUCCUUUGCCCAGGCCUGAUAGAUACACAGCUCAACGGAGCAUAUGGCUUUGACUUCUCCGUCAUACCAGACGAGGGAACAGUGGCGUACGGAAAGGGAGUACUUCAAGUCAACCGAAGACUGGUAUCGACGGGUGUCACAUCAUACCUACCAACACUGACUUCACAACCAUCCGAGAUUUACCAAACGGCUCUACCGUUCCUGGGUCCAUCCGGUGCUGCCCGCGAUGCAUCCCUUGGCUCAGAAUCGCUCGGCGCCCACUGCGAAGGGCCCUUUCUUAAUCCCACGAAAAACGGCAUCCACAACGCAUCGCUCCUCUGUGAGCCUGAGAACGGCGUCUCUGACAUGGAGACAUGCUAUGGCGCUAGUCAUUUGCAAUCGUUAUCAUCUGUCAAGCUUAUAACGCUUGCGCCAGAACUUCGAGGCGCCCUGGCGUGCGUACAGCCACUGGCGGAGCGUGGUAUUGUCGUGUCUAUUGGGCAUUCGGAAGCGACAUACGAAGAAGCAAAGGCGGGCAUCAGGGCGGGCGCAAGCAUGAUAACACACUUGUUCAACGCCAUGCAGCCCUUACACCACAGGAACCCGGGUAUCUUCGGUCUUCUGGGCACGCCAUCUUCUUCUAUACAGAAGCCGUACUUUGGCAUCAUCGCGGACGGCAUCCAUCUCCACCCCACGUCUAUCAAGAUUGCGUGGAACGCACAUCCCGAAGGCCUCAUACUCGUCACUGAUGCUAUGCGGCUAGCGGGCAUGCCGGACGGGACAUAUGACUGGACAAACGGAUCGCGUAUCAUCAAACAAGGGUCUAUGCUCACGCUCGAGGAGAACGGAAAGAUUGCGGGAAGCAGCAUCCAACUCAUAGACUGCAUUACGAACUUCAUCAACUGGACAGGGGCCAGUGUACCAGAGGCACUAAAAGCUGUCACCGAGACACCAGCAAGGAUGUUGGGCGUGCAGGAUGUGAAAGGAACGCUUAACGAAGGUGCGGAUGCGGAUCUAGUAGUGCUGGAUCUUCAAGAAGGCGUUGGUACGGACAAGAAGUUUGCUGUGGAGCAAGUCUGGAAGUUUGGUAAGAAGGUUUUCGAUAAAGCGGGGCGCAGCUAA
This is a messenger RNA of Bipolaris sorokiniana ND90Pr, 1296 nucleotides long. RefSeq names its product carbohydrate esterase family 9 protein. Lineage: Eukaryota; Fungi; Ascomycota; Dothideomycetes; Pleosporales; Pleosporaceae. Gene Ontology annotation, biological process: N-acetylglucosamine catabolic process. Bases 1 to 1296 code for a protein of 431 amino acids. Gene Ontology annotation, molecular function: N-acetylglucosamine-6-phosphate deacetylase activity. The transcript has a single exon. The record is from RefSeq and is a predicted model, not a curated record.